Molecule: messenger RNA, 585 nt
Organism: Beta vulgaris subsp. vulgaris (sugar beet)
Lineage: Eukaryota; Viridiplantae; Streptophyta; Magnoliopsida; Caryophyllales; Amaranthaceae
Product: wound-induced protein 1-like
Exons: 2
Coding region: 1-585 (194 amino acids)
Source: RefSeq, a predicted model, not a curated record
AUGGAGACCAAAUGUAUUAAGCCAUCGGCAAAUUGGUUUUCUUCUCGAGGAAGUGCCACCCAAAUAUCACAAGAACUGGCUAAUAUUACAGCACCGGAGGAUCUAAAAUCAAAGAGCGAAGAAUCCACCAAUAAACAGGUGAUACUCGCCCUUUAUGAAGCCUUAGCCUCACGUGACGCUCACGAGGUUAAGAAAAAACUUGCUUCUGAGCUUGAGUGGUGGUUCCAUGGUCCGCCAUCACAUCAGUUUCUCAUGCGUCUUCUUACUGGAAUUACAUCAGACGAUCAAGAUUCAUCCUCCGUUUUUACGCCUCAAUCUAUUGUUGCCUCCAAUUCUCUUGUUAUAGCUGAAGGUUGUGAUCAUAGCCGUUCAAUCUCCUGGGUUCAGGCUUGGACGGUUACUGAUGGGAUAAUUACUCAAGUUAAGGAGUACUUGAAUACUUCGGUUACUGUUACUCGUCUUGGAAAUAAUAGUAAGGUUGCUACUGCGUCGUCUGAACAAAAUCAGAUUCGUCAUCAUUAUUCUCAUCCUCUUUGGGAGAGUAGUGUUGCAAAUCGGGGUGGUAAAUCGAUUCCCGCGCUUUGA